Messenger RNA from Thunnus maccoyii (southern bluefin tuna), 2954 nucleotides. RefSeq names its product gastrula zinc finger protein XlCGF57.1-like. Gene Ontology annotation, biological process: regulation of DNA-templated transcription. Gene Ontology annotation, molecular function: DNA-binding transcription factor activity, RNA polymerase II-specific; RNA polymerase II cis-regulatory region sequence-specific DNA binding. The record is from RefSeq and is a predicted model, not a curated record. The coding region runs from base 1099 to 2757 and encodes 552 amino acids. Lineage: Eukaryota; Metazoa; Chordata; Actinopteri; Scombriformes; Scombridae. The transcript is spliced from 2 exons.
GAAUCAUCAGUACAAAAGAUGAACAACUGUGUUAGAAAAUAUCUGGACAUGUAAACAAUCUGACAUCAGUUGGAUGAGGAAGUAAAGGUCACUGCAAACAAAGUGUUCAGAGCAGGUUGAAGCCCUGACUUUUGACUUGCAGGCAGCAUUUCUGCAUACGAUCAACUCAGGUUUUGGAACUUUGACUCUGUUUAACAUCCGACUUCAGUAACAGAAAACCAGAAAAAGCAGAAUUUGAAUCUUUAAACUUAAUUCUCAAAAACUCAAACUUGACAACGUAAACUCGUCGGCGUUCUUACAAACUGAACAGUUGAAAGGUUUUUCUCUUGUCUGACAUUUUAUCUGCUUCUAUAGAUGUAACAAAUGUUUCACCACACUCAGAACAACUGACAGGUUUCUCUCCUAUAUGAAUCAUCAUGUGACUUUUCAGAUUUGUGUCGUGUAGACGAAUCUUUUGCCACCAGGAAGCUGAUGGGAAGUAACUGAGUACAUUUACUGAACUGCAGAGGAGUAGAAAGUACAACAUCUCCCUCUGAAAUACAGUGGAGGGGAAGUAUCAUUCAAUUCAAUUCAAACUUUAUUUCAGAAUCACAACAGGGUCCAUAGCAUGUAAAAAGAAAAAUGACAAGACAGACCAGAUAAAACUACAAAAAGCUCAUAUGUAGGUUAUUUCGCCACUUGUAGGAACACCUGAGAGCAGCAACCUCACAGCAUCAUUAUAAACCACUAUGAGCUGCAUACAGAGACAUUUUAUAUUGACAGAACACACUAACUGGUCUGAGUAUAUAGUUUACAACACAUAAAUAUCUCUGUCAUCAUUUAAAUCAUCAGUGAAAGUAGCAUCAAAUAGAAAUACUCGUGUAUAAGUACCUCAAAACUACAUUUGAGUAACUUCUCUACUUUCCACCACUGUCUAUAUAUCCGUUUAAUACACACGGGACAACGUCCUUAGUUUGAUGGUAUUUAUUUAUUUGUCAGCAGGUGGAGGUGGAUGUUUGCAGGCAGCGGGGGGAAAGAAGAGGCUGCAGCCGUCACACAGAGCGCGAGGAGCGGCAGGAAGAGGAGGAGGAGCUCGGUUCACACUUCCGCUCUGCAAGAAUGUCUAAAGUCCAAAUGCUGAGCGCGUCGGUGAAGCAGCGGCUGACUGCUGCUGCCGAGGAGAUCAUUCUCCUGUUUGAGAGAUCGAUAGCAGAGUACGAGGAGGAGAUCGAUCGGCAGCGCAGACUGCUGCAGCUGCAGGUGAAGCCGGAAACGACCAGAGCAGAUGUCUGCAAACUGAUUAUCAGAAAAGAGGAGGUUCCCCCUGAGCAGCAGGACCCAGAGCCCCCACACAUUAAAGAGGAACAGGAGGAACUCUGGACCAGUCAGGAGGGAGAGCAGCUUCACGGACUAGAGGAGGCUGAUAUCACCACAUUUACACUCACUCUUGUUCCUAUGACGAGUGAAGAUGAUGAAGAGAAACCUCAGUCCUCACAGCUUCAUCAAAGACAAACUGAACAGAUGAAAACAGAAGCUGAUGGAGAGGACUGUGGAGGAUCAGAACCAGAUAAACAUUUACAACCAGUUAGUGAUGACAAGACUCAUGAAUCUUUUGAACUUGAGACUAAAGUCAAGGAAGAUGAUUGGAGGGAGACCAGCGAACCUCAGUCAGUUUUAAACUUUCUGAAAAAUAAUGGCUGUAACACUGGUGAGAAACCAUUCUGCUGCUCUGAGUGCGGUAAAAGAUUCAGCCAAAACUCAAACCUGAAGACGCACAUGAGAAUUCACACAGGAGAGAAACCGUUCAGUUGUUCAGUUUGUGGUAAAAGAUUUAUACAAAAGGUACAUCUGACACACCACAUGGCACGUCACACGGGGGAGAAACCGUUAAGUUGCGGUGUUUGUGACCAAAGAUUCGCUUGGCAUUAUCAGCUCAAAAACCACAAAUGUGUCGGUGAAUCCUCACAGCUUCAUCUCAGCCAAACUGAGGAGAACAGAGAGGCAGAACCUCCAGCCAGCAGCUCAACUGAACAGAUGGAAACAGAAGCUGAUGGAGACGACUGUGGAGGAUCAGAACCAGCCAGACAUUUACAACCUGAUUCUGUUGGCAAAGCUUCACACCGUUCCUCACCUGGAACUGUCUUCCCUGUGAGUGAUGUGGGACUAAAUAAUGGCAAGAAACCAUUUAGUUGCUCUGAGUGCGGGAAAGCAUUUGGUCGAAAGACGCAUCUGAGGGAACAUCUGAGAUGUCACACGGGAGAAAAGCCUUUCAGCUGCUCUAUUUGCAAGAAAAGUUUUUCAUGGAGGAGACAAUUACUGAGACACAUGAGAAUCCACACGGGAGAGAAACGAUUGAACUGCAGCGUUUGUGACAAAAUGUUCAGUUGGCAUUAUCAGCUCAAAAUCCACCACUGCGUCGGUGAGUCCUCACAGCUUCAUCAGAGCCAAACACAACCUCAGUCAGGUUUAAACUCUAUAAAAAGUACUGAAGUCCCUGUAAUCGAUACAGGAUGUAACACUAAGAAAACCUUCCCCUGCUCUCGGUGUGAUAAAGUAUUCGGCUAUAAGGACUCUCUGCUGAGACACAUGAGGUGUCAUACAGGAGAGAAACCGUUUUGUUGCCCAGUUUGUGGUAAACGAUUUCGAGAAAAGGGAAAUAUGGGACAGCACAUGGUGGUCCACACCGGGGAGAAACGUUUCAGUUGCAGUGUUUGUGACCAAAGAUUCAGUUGGCGUAAACAGCUGAAAAAACACAAGUGCGUCGGUGAGAAGCAGUAAAUGAACUUUGCACUCUUGAGUUUGGUUGAAUCUCCAGCAGCUCAGCACGGAAACACAAAGGGGAACUUUUGUUACUGGAACUGCAACUUUGUACAUACAGCAGACCCAAAGAUGCUGCACAACAUGAUGUUUCCCAGAUCAACAGUAUACACAGCAAUAAAAUACAUUUCUUAUCUAAAUAAAAAAACAUGAUCAAU